UGGAUGGAUCCUCGCAUGAAUUUCGACCAUUCUGUAUCAUAGAAAUUUUCCGAAGGGGGUAUUAUAGAUGGUAGCGGCAGUAACUAUCCCCAGCUGCCAUCAACGCCUCAAGCUAAAUCGCCAUUUCUACGCCUCCCUCGUCUCCUUCGCCAGAGCCAAGAAUAUCACCAUGGCCAGCACUAGCCGCGGCAGUUCGGGGGCUUUCACCACUAUUCAAGAGAAGGUCACCUUCGAAAAGGAGAUCAAGAAAAGCAAAUUUAUUGCUGUUGCUGGCCCCAUUUCCGACGAGAAAUCCGCCAUGUCUUUCCUUUCCCAGGUUCGGGAUUCCCGUGCUACUCACAAUUGCUGGGCUUAUAAGGUGGGAGAUCAAUACCGGUCCAAUGAUGAUGGUGAACCUUCAGGUACAGCUGGGAAACCAAUACAUUCUGCUAUCGAAUCCUCUGGCAUAGAUAGAGUAAUGGUGGUUGUGAUCAGGUAUUUUGGAGGUAUCAAAUUAGGCACCGGAGGAUUGGUCAGGGCUUAUGGUGGAGUUGCGUCAGAGUGCCUGAGAAACGCCCCAACAUGCCUUGUGAAAACCAAGGUGCCAAUGGGUGUAGAGGUUCCCUUUGACCUUUUGGGAGUGGUCUACCAUCAGCUGCAGUCUUUUAAUGUUGAAGGCAUCAAGCAGGAUUAUGAUACUGGUAAAGACGGCACAACCAUGGUCACCUUCAAAGUUGAUUUUGAUCAGGCUCAGAAAUUGGAAGAUGCGCUGAAAGCCAAUUGUAGCAGAAAUCUGAUCUUUUAUAAGAGGUGAGAGUGUCCUCACUCUUGUUUCUCGUUGAGGAAAUGGCACUGAUGAAGUUGGCGAGAAUUGCAGCUACAAGCUCAGCAAAUGCCUUUCAUUUUGCCCCUUUUUGGGGAACUUUGUGCUGGUAAUUGAGCUGGUUUACUGAUAUAACCCUACUGGUUUAGGUGGGUAUUCAGUUGUAUUUAUUUAUUUAAUGUAUAAAGCAAAACGAUAGCAAACGUAAUAAAAAGAUUACGGAGAUAAUUCCUGACACGUAGGCCAGGAAUUACUAAAAGUAAAGUUAUAAUUAGAUAUUAUAUUGGUCCAGCAAGUAAAGGAGAAAAUGGGGGAAAGAUCUUCGUUGUCUACAAUUAGUACUGGGCAGCUGGAGAGAGCUGGAAAAGCUCUUUGUUCCUGCGGAUAGUGGAAAGAGGAAGUGGUUGAAUUCGGUUAUCCAAGCGAUAGCGCUGUAUCCAGUAUCCACCACAGAACAGGUCUGAGGCAGGCAUUCAAAAAAGAGGAUCGCAUGGGCGCCGAGACCUCCAUGAGACAAUUUGCAGAAUGGAGAAACGGCAAUUAAAUACAUGUGAUAAUUCAUCGGAGAAUUUUAUAAUAAAUGUUUGUGUCAUGAUCAAGUCUACCGUCAUAAUAUCCGUGCAAACUGCUUCUUUUCUUUUUUCCUUUUUGCCUCGUUCUAUAAGUAAUUUAUUCUUACUUUUAUUGUCUUA
Messenger RNA from Neltuma alba, 1494 nucleotides. RefSeq names its product IMPACT family member in pol 5'region. The transcript has 6 exons. NCBI's taxonomy places the organism in Eukaryota, Viridiplantae, Streptophyta, Magnoliopsida, Fabales, Fabaceae. Gene Ontology annotation, biological process: regulation of translational initiation. The record is from RefSeq and is a predicted model, not a curated record. Gene Ontology annotation, cellular component: cytoplasm. The coding region runs from base 68 to 793 and encodes 241 amino acids.